This is a messenger RNA of Didymodactylos carnosus, 303 nucleotides long. Lineage: Eukaryota; Metazoa; Rotifera; Eurotatoria; Philodinida; Philodinidae. The record is from the annotation of a GenBank genome assembly.
AUGACCGGUAUACCGACCGGUACCGGCGCCGGUCCGGUACCGGAAAGCCAAGAUUUGCCACGAAAUUUACGAGGAUCGAUUGCCUAUGAUCUAUGUUCUUUGAAAGCUUCCAGACGGAAAGAAACAGCAGUCGAAGUGGUCCCAGAAAAAUCUGCCCUGUCCGGGAACAAGUUAAGGUGGUCCACACUCCGAACUAGCCCAGCCAGCGGUAAUAUGUCUUUUGUCUUGAAGUCAUCCGACUUUAGUCAAAAUCAAAAACUGACAUCAGAUUCACGUUCAGUGUUAAAAGCUGAGUCGAACUGA